CCGCGUCAUCCACCCAGUUCUCUCAGUCAUCCCUGCCCACCGCACGCUUCAACGAGCUAUUGUUGGCAUUGACCAUCACCAGCCGCCUCAACUUGCUCUCCGGCGACCAUGGCACCCGGACCACCAACCGAGUUUCCGGCCUCGUUUGUCAGGCCGUGGAAGGAGCUACUCGUGUCCCGCCAGGCGGAACAACAGGACGACUUCCCCAACCACCACGUAAGCGACGUCGACUCUCUCAUCACCACCAGCCUUCCGCGCGCCCUCUACGUCGGCACCGGUCAUUCCAUCUUCACGCGCGCCAUCCUACCGGCCAUCCUGACGGCCAAGUACUCGGUCCACUUUGUCACUUGCUACUGGGCUCCGUCGCCUUCCCUCGACGGCCUCCGCGACACGCUCCAUAGGCUGGCGUCAUCUCGGUCCGGAGCCCAACCCUCGGCGCCUACGCUGCACAUCACCAUUGGCUUCUCAUCCAGGGGCCUCUUGCAGAAGCUAUUCCACACGUCUGCUCGUGACGGAUACACGUACCCGCCCUUGCGAUGGACUGAACUCGGCUUGCCGGACGAAGCGGCGCUGAGCAAAGGCGGCAUACAGUUGACGGUCAAGAGCAUCUUCUUCACCCCUCUGAGUGUCAUGCACCCCAAGUAUGUCAUUGUUGAUGGAAGCCGCGCCUUUGUUCCGAGCUGCAACGUCAGCUGGGAACGGUGGUUCGAGGGGUGCAUCGAGCUGGAGGGGGACGUCGUCUCGCGCCUGACAACGUUCCAUGAGCGGGUUUGGGGCGCGCCCCGUACUGCUGCCGACGAUGGCGCCCGGCAGAUCAUGCGUGGGGUCGAAGACGAUGCGGAUGACGAUGCAAGGAAUUCCAUAACCAGCAGCACGGAAAUCGUCGCACACGGCGGCUCGGCGACGCAGUCCACAAAAUUCCAACCACACUCGCCCGUCCCAACCUUGUUUCUCCCAUCUUCGCACCACCGCAACCCGCGCUUCAGCUUCUUCCCCUUUCUUUCCCACUCCAACCCUCCGAUCACACCACUCAACGCGGCGCUCCUCACCCUGUUCGCCAAUGCGCGGCGCAAAAUCACCAUCCUGACCCCAAACGUCACCUCAUGGCCGGCCCUUGAAGCGCUUCUAGCGGCUUUGGCACGCGGGGUAGACGUGCAGAUUCGCACCAGCAAGGGCAUGAUGUUGAUCGAGCAGCUCGUAACCGCCGGCACCACGACGUCGUGGUGCCUCAACAGCUUCAUCAAGAGGUACCAGCAGUUACACGUGCCAAAGGGGCCUUCUGACGUUGAGGCCCAGCCUGUGACUCCGGGAAAACUGGAGAUUCUCUACUACAAGCCGCUAGCUAGCCGGAAGGGCUGCGAUGAUGAGCCGGUCGUGAGCCAUUUCAAGAUGACCAUGGUGGACGACGAGUAUCUCGUCCUCGGUUCAGGCAACAUGGACAGAGCCAGCUGGUGGACCAGCCAAGAGAUUGGUGUCCUCUUCUACGCGCCAUCUUUUGGUUUCGACUCGUGGACCGCCGUGCUGAGCAGGCGCUCGCAAGUCCUCUUCCGGAGCGAAUAGAGCGACUCAUACCGGGCCAGGCCUGUUGGUGCCGCAAGUCUCGACCUUUUACGUUCGACGGCAUACGAGCCAUCCAAAGCCGAGCCAGCUACCGAUAUCAUCUCAGGUGGCGCGUUGAGCCACGGCUAGAGGUAAGUUCGAUCGUGAGUACUAUACAGUAUUAGAUGGAUCGGCGUCUGCCAUUCCGAGAGAGACGUAGAGAGAAACUAGAAUGAUACCCGUUCGCCAUGACAAAC
Messenger RNA from Purpureocillium takamizusanense, 1796 nucleotides. RefSeq lists its product as uncharacterized. The record is from RefSeq and is a predicted model, not a curated record. Lineage: Eukaryota; Fungi; Ascomycota; Sordariomycetes; Hypocreales; Ophiocordycipitaceae. The transcript has a single exon. The coding region runs from base 109 to 1560 and encodes 483 amino acids. Gene Ontology annotation, molecular function: catalytic activity.